AAAUUUGACAACAAAAACUCCCACCUAUUGUAUAUGUUUUUUUAUUUGAAAAGAAAAAGAUUAAAGAUUAGAGAUGAAAAAUAGUAAAUAGUCUAUAGUUGUUAUAAUUUUUCAAACUAAAUGGAAUGGAUAGCACUAAUAGGUACAUGCAGUUCACUCUACAACUAAUUUGAAUAAUUGUUAUUAUGAUAACUAUGAGAGUUGUUAAUUAAAAAAUAAUUUAAGGUUAUGUAUAUUAGAAAUGCAUUAUGUGGCAAAUAACUAUCAGAAUAUAAAUUACCAAUAAAUAUAAAUGUGGCAAAAAAAAGAUUGGAAUCUCAUAAACAGACGUGGGAUAAAUUUUUUAAAAAAUACUCAAAGAAAACAAACGACGAUGCGGAAUUGAAUUUGGAGACAUUACAGCUGGUGAUUGAUGAAAAAGAUGAUAAUGUCUGUGAACAACGUUUACCAAUGAGAAAUCCAAUUUCAAGUGUUCAAUACUGGGUGAACACUGGAAAACCGCCUUGUCUGUCAGUUGUCGAUGAAAAUUACAAUUCACCUGAAGAAACAUCACUCUCGGAGGCGGAAAUUUCAGCGUUUCAUCCAGCCGCAGUUUCUCCAUUCGAGCACAAUUCACCACAUCCACCGCAGCCAGCAAUCAUUCCAAGUGAGCCAACUAAACUUUCUUCUUCCAUCGUUUCUAGCGAUUCCGUCAAUACUCGGGAUUACAUUUUAUCCUCAAAUCUCGCCAAGAAGAACAUGAAAUUAACCGAUAUUGCUGUGAGUAACAAUAAUAUUGAGGAGGUGGACGUUUACGUUGACGUUUGCGGUACAGACGAAUUGCCAAAAACUAUUCAUCACAACAAAGAGGAAAAGUCCAUAAAUUCACAAUCUACGGUCAUCUAUGGUUCUAAUAAUGAUGUUUUGAAAAAUUCGCAAUCUACUACACUAUUACUAGUACCAACAGGAAGCUUGAAAAUUGAAGAUGUAAUUCCGAGUUUAAGGCAAAUUCGUGACAGUCCCGAGAUUUACGAAUGUGUGGCGUCAUCGGAUAAGUCGACAUCUCAAGAAUUGCAAGAUCUAUUCGUGACCAAGACCAUCAAUGAGCAGACGAUAAUCGACAAAAAUCAUCGGAGAAAAUUAUUCACAAACCCAAGCUCGCCCGUAGAAUUCUCCGAGUUCUCAAAUCCCAAACAAAUAUCCAGAAAGUCAUCGUCUUUGAGUAACAAUUCUGUUUUACAUCCCGCGUUCGAUUACUCGGAUCCUAAAAAACAAUUGCAAAUCUGGAGAAAAAAAUCGUUUUACAAAAACAGUUUACUAUCCAAUAAAGAGAAAAAUAAAACUAUUCCAUCAGAAAAAUUCUCCUUUAAUGAAGAGAAAUUAAAAAAAUGCUCAGUAAUUCUAAAUCCCCUAAGGCUAUCAAAUGUUCAAAAGAAACGAAAAUCAGUUUGCGAAAAUGGAGAUGAUACACCCGACACAUUAGAAUGUAAGAAAAUAAAAUUUUCCAAAGAGUCGAAAUCUACGAAAAAAAUGACGAUAAAGUCAGAUAUAUCAGAUACCAAGAAAAAUUCACAAUUGAUGAAAGAAAAUCAAUUGCAACAAAGUGAAAUGUUUGAUUCGAAAUUGGCAAGUUUAUCGGAACAUCCAAAACUUAAACAUUGCUCGAUUAUUUUGAUACCUCUCAAUCGCUUUUCAAUUGAGAAAGGAAUUUCCGAUCAACCUGAAGAUAAAAAAACAAGAAGUUUAGAUAAGUUUGUCAGCAAUGAAAAUGAAAAAGAGCAAGACAAAAUGAAUUCGGAAAGAAAAAAAAAUGCCACAAGUAUCAGAAAUUCAGUCCGAAUUUCAACACAAAAUAUUUCGAAAUUUACAGAAAAGAAGAGAGACAUCCGAACGAGUAAAUUAGAAAAGGAUUUUAAAAAACUGCAAAAAGUAUCUGACUCAUCGGAAUUGAAACAUUUGUCAAAUCCCUCGAUUUGUAAAAUGGAAAAAACUUUUUCCUUCGGACGAUCAGACAGUGAUGAUACUGAAGAGUCGAAAAACGAAAAUAUUUCGACGAAAUAUAAUGGUGACGCCAAAGGAAAUAGGAAACUUUUUACAAGCAUUUUCUCAAUCGAGUCCGAUGAAGAAUCCGACAUGACGAGUAUUUUUCAUAAAUCUAGAAAUAUCGUCGGAUUGAAGGAAGUAAAUAAAGAAAAUAAAAUUAGAAACUUAAAACAUUUCAACGAAAACGUUCUAGAGAACAAUCCGUUACUCAUGGAAUUGUCUCACUAUACAAGCGAAGAAAAUGAAAACAGCAGAAACUCGAUUUUAAAUAUUCAAUUACAUGGAUCAAAUUCUAGAAGAUGGACAAGACUUAUCGUCGUGCCAUCUUCUUCUGAAGACGAACUUUCACAAAAGGAGAAAAUUCCAAGAAGAAAACGAAAGAAUAGAGAAAACUCUAAACAACCAAAAAUGGGAGAAAACUCGACAAAAGAAGAAAGUUCCAGCUUGAAAGUUCCAGUGGAUGACGAACAAUUUAAAUUAAAUACUCAAUUUGAUGAAAAUAGUAUCCAAGUAUCAAAAGAACCAUGUCUUCAUGCUUUAGAUAAUGAAGAAAGUAAAUUUAAAGAUGUUUUUCAUUUAUCGUCAAAAAAAAAUAAACAGGAAAUUGACGAAAAAGAAAAGGAUAUUUUGUCCAAUGACAAACACUUGACAAAUACAAAAACAAAAAUCUCCAAACUUACGAAAAAAGAAAUGAAAUCCAGCUUAAAAGUUCCAGUGAUAGACGAACAAUUUAAAUUAAAUACUCAAUUUCAUAAAAAUACAGAAAUGGCUGGAAAAUCUUGUCUUCAUACUCUAAAUAUUAAAGAAAGUGAAUUUGAAAAUAUUUUCGAAUUUCUUGAGAAAAAAAAACAAGUAGACAUUGACGAGAAGGAAAAAUACAAUGUUUGUUUUAAUUUAAAAGAAGAAAAUAUAAAACAAUCAUUGAAAAAAGAAAACGCUAAACAAAUGAGAAAACAAAUAAAUUGCAAGCAGACGAGAAAAGAAGAAAAUUUAAAACAACAAAAAUUUAUUACCGAUAAGGAAGAAAGCAAAUAUAUCGUAAGACAUAAAUCGAUGAAAGACGACAAACAUUUUUUUAAAAAUUUAGAUUUCUCUUCAUCAGAUGAAGAAACAUCUAAAAAUACAAAAAUUAAAGAAAGUUUCAAUGAUUUGAAACUUAAUUCAAAUAGAAAUGAUAAAGAUAUUUUCGACUUAAUUACAAAAAAAAGUCACACUAAAAUUGAACGAAAAGAAAAAGAAAAGAAGAUUUUGAAACAAGAAAAGAAUAAAAUUUUAGAAAGCUUCCAUGAUUCAGAACUUGUUUCGGAUAGUGAUGAAGAAGAUAUUUUCGAUUUCAGACAAAAAAAAAAAUAAAGUAAAAAUUAUUAAGAAUAGAGAAGAAGAGAUUUCUUUAAAUUAUCGAGAGGAUAUCUUUAAAAAAACGAAAAUUGAAGAGAAAGUAAAUUUUUCGAAGUUAACUUCGGAUAGUGAUAAUGAAGAUAUGUUUGAUUUUAGACAGAACGAAAAUAAAAUGAAAGUUGUUGAAAAAGAUAAGAGUAGGAAAAAAAUGAUUUCUUUAAAUUCAAAAAAAGAUAUUUUAAAAAAAUCAAAAAUUCAAGAAAAAGUUAAUGAUUCGAAUCUUAUUUCGGAUAAUGAUGAUGAGAAUAUUUUAAAUUUUAGUACAAAAAAAAAUUUUACUAAAACUGACGAUAAGUGUAAUGACAGUGAAAUUAAGAUUUGUGGUGUUUCAGAAGAGAAAAACUUAACAAAAUACAAAAAUCGAUUUAUGCGAAAAAAUAAAAAAAUGUUGAUAAAGAAAUAGUAACUUGAAACUUGUGUAAAAAGGUUUAUAUUUCACGUAAAACAAAUUUUAUUUUUUGAUAUGUAAAAAAAAUUAUAAAAAACUUGUAAAAAGAAAAAUCGGAAACAUUAGAAAAUUGAUCAUUUUUUUUUCUAAAAAAAGGGGUAUAUUUAUACCCCAGUUAUUCCUUCUAGGAUUAAUGAAAAUAAAAAGGAAUUGUUACAUUUAAUUUAAUUUACUUUAUCUUGAAUUUUUUUAUAAUAACUUUUUCAAUAGGAAACAAUGAUAAAUAUUUUUAGCAAUUGGAAUCAAUUUUAUGUCAUAGUGACUAACUUUAGUAAUGAAGAUUAAGGUCAUAGUAAACAUAAUUUAAUACCAAUUCAAUUGAAUUUGGUAAAAUACAAUUGUUUACAAAAACUCGCAUUUUACAAAUUACGAAAUAUUUAUUAUUUAUUGUAAUAAGUGUAUUAAUGAUCUUUCGCAAUUACAUGAAACCAUAUUUAUAUUAAUUUUGUUAACUAUUUGUAAAUUAAUUGUAUUUUUUUAAGUAAGAAAAUAUUUAUUAGGGGAGACUGGGGCAAACCGGCCAUGUUAACAGUUGUAAGGCUCUAGUAACUAAAGAAACUAAUGAAAAACCUUUUAUAAUAGCUUGUUGGAAAAGUCAUCUAAUUGCGCAACUUUUUCCUACAGACACAUGUACCUUAAAAUGUAUUGUUUAGCUGCUGCAUCAAUUUUAAAAAAAUUUGCAAGCUGGCCGGUUUGCCCCACCCCUGAGGUAAACCGGCCAGUUUAUUUUUUGUUUGUUUGUUUAGAGAAUUAAUUGUAAGGAAAACGUCACUAAAUAUAACAGAUCAAUAAACAAUCUUCCUAAUAAGGAAAAUAAUAAGAUAGGAUUAAAUUUCAAUUAAACAAACAUCUUACUUAUUAUAAAACAAAUAUUUUCAACUAAUUGUUGUCGUUCACGAAGAAACGUCUGUCGGUGAACUUUAAAUCAUUAAAUAAUAUACCGAUAAAUUUAACUGAGGCAUACACCUUUUCAACCUAAAAAACAAUUUUAAUAAAUAUUACACGAU
Leptopilina boulardi is the source of this 4875-nucleotide messenger RNA. RefSeq lists its product as uncharacterized. The record is from RefSeq and is a predicted model, not a curated record. The coding region runs from base 451 to 3375 and encodes 974 amino acids. The transcript is spliced from 3 exons. NCBI's taxonomy places the organism in Eukaryota, Metazoa, Arthropoda, Insecta, Hymenoptera, Figitidae.